AUGGCCCGGCGCCCCCCUUCGCUGCUCCUCCUCCUCCUCCUCCUCCUCCCUCCGCUGCUGCAGAGCCGGAGCUGCUCCCCCUGCUUCUGGUUCGCCACGCCGGACACGGUGCAGUGCCGCUUCGUGCAGCUGCAAGAGCCGCCGGCGGAGCUGCCGUCCGCGGUGCGCAACCUGACCGUGGUCGGGGCCAACCUGACGGUGCUGAGACGGGCGGCCUUCGCAGGGGGCUGGGCACCGCGGGCUUCUUCGCCUCGCCGGCCGCUGCUCCACUUAACGUUGCUGGCGUUGCUCCGGAGCCGCAUCGAAGCGCUGGAGGAGGCGGCCUUCGCCGGGCUGCCGUCCCUGGCCGCGCUGGAUUUAAGCCACAACCCGCUGCGCUGCGUCUCGCCCGGCGCGUUUCUCUUCUGCGCCCGCUUGCACCGGCUGAGCCUCAACGGGGCGCUGACGGAGGGACGGACGGCCGAGGAGGUGCUGGGCUCGGCUCUGGCCAACCUCACCCUUGCGCGGCUGGAGCUGGCCGGGAACGGCUUGCGCGCUCUGCCCCCCGGGUGGGCGCUGCCGGCGGCGUUGCAAGAGCUGGACGCGCGCAACAACUCGCUGCAGGCGCCGCGGCCCGACGGGAUGGGCGCGCCUCUGCUGCGCUUGCAGCUGGCGGGGAAUCCUCUGACUUGCGACUGCUCCGCUCUGCGACCGCUGCUGCUCUGGCUGGGCAACGCCACGUGGCGGGCGCCGGAUCGGCGGGAGCUGCGCUGCGCGGCCCCGCCGCAACUGCGGGACGCGCUGGUGCUGCGCCUGAGGCCGCGCCAGCUCAAGUGCCUGGAGGAAGGGGCGGCUUGGGGGCUGCUGGAGCCCGUCGGCGGGCCGGAGCCGAAAGAGCUGGAGACCGUUUCCUACGUCUUCCUGGGCAUCGUCCUGGCACUCAUCGGGCUGGUUUUCCUGAUGGUACUCUACCUGAACCGACGGGGCAUUAAGCGGUGGCUGAACAAUCUGCGGGAGGCCUGCCGCGAUCAGAUGGAGGGGUACCAAUACCGCUACGAACAGGACAGCGACCCCCGGCGGGCCAGCCCGGGUGGUCUCUGAAACCGGGCAAGGAUGGGGCAGGUGGAGGACAACUGGUGACCCCCUGCCUCCUGCGCUUGUCAGACUGGUUGGAUGGGGGAGGUUGGCACCCCAAACUUUCUCCCUGGGGCAGCUUAUUCUGAUCUCCUGCCCCCUCCCCCCCAAAUGAUUAGACUUAGGAGGGGCUUUAGCCAGCACUGGCUGGAAGAGAGGUUGAGGGGUCGUGGGUUGGAGGAGUUCAAGGCUUGUGAUGCCCUGGUCAAAUGCCCCAUUUCCUGAGAUGCCAACCCGGUGGUGACAUCUGGAAGCUAAGCAGGGUCAGAGCUGGUCAAAGCUUGGAGGGGAGGCUAGAAGAGGGGUGGGAAAUCACCCUGAUCUCUGAAGAAGGGACUAUUGUCUGCAGGAAUGUGGCUGGGGGACUCACUGAACUGAGGCUGUGCCUUAAGCCUGUCUAGAAAACUAGCAUAAAUGUUAACCGCAGCUAAUCUGGGGAGUCUAAACAAUGUUAAGAUUUCCAAGGAGACGAAUUUAAUCUCACAGGAACACUUAAAGGCACCGUUGUUGAUUCAGCCCUAUGAAUGCUCCACUCUUGAACUCAGAACUCUAGAUUCUACUGAAGUUCCUCGCUUUUCACUUUACGGCGGACGGUUCUGCGAAUUCCUCCACCGCAGUCUGACGCAGAUUUUCCUGGAAAGCGAGCUUUUGUGCAAUCCUGGGGCUGCCUUGUUCCCCUGAGAGCCCAUCUCCUCCAGCCCAGGCUGCACCCCCCCCCCAAACUUUUGAAACUUUGUACUUUGGGCUAAAGCCUGUCCCCCUUUAACACUCAGGGGGUGACGGAUACCCAGAAAAUGCCACAAACUGAACAAACGUUUUCUGCCAACGUAGCUGAUGAUAAUUCCUUGCAAUAAUUUAGAUAUGGGUGGAGGGUAUGAUGGUUGAUUUCCCCAAAGGGAUUUGGGGGAUUUGAUUCCUGUGAAUGAAGGAAUUCCAGAGUCCUGAUAUGGGUUUGCCAGUUAAACAAAUGGGGGGUCAGGAAUCAUGAGAAAGGGGCUUCCACUGUCUUCCUCUCUGCAUUGGAGGAUUGCCUCCCCUUAGAAAAAAUAUUAUCAAAGAAAAAAAUAUGGGAUUUUUUCCCCUCCCAUCUGUGGGUCUCUUCCCCCCCCCCAAAUUCAAAUGGGUCUGUGCCAGCACCCUAUGGAAAAGGGGAGGGUGCCCCCAUCUUCUUCUGCCCUUAGUCAGCCCAACCCUCCCCCCCCCUUUCCCCAGCAGCAUGGGUUCUGGAGUCAGUAACUUUCUGCCGGACCAUUAACUUUGAAUUAUUUCAGACCCGAUUCCUUCCCGCAGACUUUUUGAGCUUCAGGGAAUGUUGCAGUAGAACAGAAAAAUCCUUUUUAAAAUAAAAAAAAAAACCUUUUUUGGUGUGUUUCAGGUUUUAGAAACACACACAUGAACAGUUGCCAUAAUCCCUAAAGGGGAGAAUAUCUGGAAGCAAAGCCUGGUAGAUUUCUUCAGAGUAGAUCCAU
Molecule: messenger RNA, 2582 nt
Organism: Thamnophis sirtalis
Lineage: Eukaryota; Metazoa; Chordata; Lepidosauria; Squamata; Natricidae
Gene: TPBGL
Product: trophoblast glycoprotein like
Biological process (GO): negative regulation of canonical Wnt signaling pathway
Cellular component (GO): plasma membrane
Molecular function (GO): protein binding
Source: RefSeq, a predicted model, not a curated record